Messenger RNA from Knipowitschia caucasica, 1260 nucleotides. Lineage: Eukaryota; Metazoa; Chordata; Actinopteri; Gobiiformes; Gobiidae. The record is from the annotation of a GenBank genome assembly.
AUGCACAGCACCAACUCUCGCGAGAGCCACCUGUGUUUCCCAUCGCCCUGCAGGAGGACACCGGAGAGGAUGUCUGUGAACGAUGAGGGGUUCGUGGUGAGGAUCAGAGGGCUGCCCUGGUCCUGCACUCAAGAGGAAGUGGCAAGUUUCUUUUCAGAUUGUGACAUUGUUGGCGAAGUAAGUGGAGUGUGCUUCACUUACUCUAAAGAAGGUCGGCCCAGUGGAGAGGCAUUUAUUGAACUGAAAACUGAAGACGACUUCAAAAAUGCUCUGGCUAAAGACAGAGCUUACAUGGGGCACCGCUACAUAGAAGUCUUCAAGUCAAACCUGAGUGAGAUGCACUGGGUGCUGAAACGCUGUGGCCCUGCUGACUAUGACAGCUGCAGCGGCUGCAUGUUGCGACUGCGGGGACUCCCGUUUGGAUGUAGCAAGGAAGAAAUUGUUCAGUUCUUCUCAGGGUUGAGAAUCGUGCCAAAUGGGAUUACUCUGCCAGUGGACUACCAGGGGAGGAGCACAGGGGAAGCCUUCGUGCAGUUUGCCUCAAAGGAGAUAGCAGAAAAGGCUCUGGGGAAACACAAGGAAAGAAUAGGGCACAGGUACAUAGAGAUCUUCAAAAGUAGCCGUAAUGAGAUCCGAGCCUACUAUGAGGUGUAUUCUCGGCGUGGUCUGGGAGCACAGCGACCCGGACCCUACGAUAGACCAGUGAUGAACAGCCCCAGGGGAGGGUUUUAUGGCCCCAGCCCAGGACGUGGCGGUGCUCUGAUGGAUAAUGUCAGAGGAGGUGGUGGUGGUGGUUAUGGUGGAGGAUAUGGAGGCUUUGACAACUACAAUGGAAUCAAUAAUUACAAUUUUGGUAAUGGCAUGUUUGAUGACCGCAGCCGAGGGAACAGAGGUGACAGAGGUGGAAGAGGCCAUAGUCAAGGGAGCAGUGGUUCAGGCCUCCACAAUGGUCAUUUUGUCCACAUGAGGGGGCUGCCUUUCCGUGCAUCAGAAGGAGACAUAGCAAAAUUUUUUGCACCAUUGAAUCCUGUGAGGGUUCACAUUGAUGUGACUCACAAUGGAAAAGCGACUGGAGAGGCAGAUGUAGAGUUUUGCUCGCAUGAAGAUGCAGUCGCCGCAAUGUCCAAAGACAAAAACAACAUGCAGCAUCGUUAUAUUGAACUUUUCCUCAACUCUACGGCAAGUGGCUCCACUGAAACAAGUCGAGGAAGUGGCUAUUUCAGUCACUCUCGGAGCAGUGGUCUACGAUCAGUGUAUUGA